ACGCAUGGACUUAAUCGCACUGUCAUUGGACUAGGAUUUGGCUACCUCAUUACAUCAUCUAUGAGCGUCUGCGCCGCGCUAUGAUGACGACGCAGUUGGACGUAAACAUGGAGGAGAGAGAGGCACUGAAAAGGCAAAUCGAAUUGUUACAAAAUCUCAUCAACAACCACAAAAGUGUGCAUGGUGAUGCCCCCUCCAGUGCUGGUCCGCGUCAGCAGGAACGAGCAACGUCAGCCAGAGGGCAUGCUCAGAGCUCAUAUGUCACUCCUACACACACACCCAGUGGAGUGCUUAACUUGCCUGUACCUGCUGGGCAGUGGAGGAAGACAUACUCGAUCAGUAACAAGAGAAACGAAGCCUCGCAGAAUAGACCCACACAGACCCCCGUCUCCAUGUCCUCCUCUGGCUCCUUGUCUAGGUCCCUGCAGGCGACCCGUGCAGGUCGAAGCGGCUCCCCGCCCAGCCAUGGCCUCCGGGCAGACCUUGUCAACAGAGAGAGUGGCGGAGCCGGGGGUCUCACUGGAGGAUCGUGUGCCCAGGGGAGAACACUCACAUCGGCCACUGAGGUUUUGUCCUUCAGACAGAGGGCCGGGGCCGGAGAUGAGGCUGAGGCUGGUACGAAGACGCCGGCGUUUGCGAGGACCGGCGUGCCACUGGACGACUCCCAGAAACAGCUGAAGCAGAAUGUUCAGUCACGGCAUGAAGCUUCCAAGUUCACCUGGGUGAAGAGCCAGGAGGCAGGGGGAUCUGGGCCCCAAGAGGCUCGAGCCGAACCCCUGCUCCCAGAAGCAGUCACCAGCCCCCCCCCUGCCCCGGACUCCAAUGCUGGGGCCUGUGGUGGUCCCUCGCCCUCCCUUAGCAUCACCAAGAAACCCCCCACCAAGAAGGUUCCGCGUCGGCUCAGUCUCUCCGCAGCCUCCCCCAAGACCUCCAAGUACACCUGGGUGUCCUCCUCCGCGGGGGGCCAAUCGAAGAUCUCCAGGAAGCCCCUGUCGCCCAGAGCCCUAGCUCUGCUCCACAGAGCUCCGGAGAGGGGAGAGGCAGCCAGGAGAGCCAGGGCAGCACAGCCCCUCACUGGGAAACAGAGGAAGGGAACGGGGGCCUGUAGUAGCCGCUACUGCUGGAAGGCAGGGGCCCAGGGGGGUACCGUCGCAGGGACAGGGCGAAUGGUUCCCCACAGAGGGUCUGUGUUCUGCUGGAGCUCGGAGAACGAGCCCAAAGGGUCAAUGGGACGUGCUCGUGUGGAACCCUCAUCCUCGCUGGCCUCAUCCCACUCCCCUGGUGGCUUUAAGCUCAGGAGCAGGAUGAAAAUUAUCCGGAAAUCUCCCAGCGGUGGCGGCAGUCCGGAGAGGCGUGCCAGUCCAGCCGGGAUGACCGUGAGGAGCCGGUACUCCCUCCACCGUCGGACGACACACACCCUGGUCAGAACGCACCCCCCGGGGAGGAGCCCAGGGGCCCUGAAGAGGAGCCCGUCCCGGGAGCUGGUGUCUUUCGGCAGGCACAAGUUGCGUCGCCUCUCCCCCGGCUCCUCCAGGACAGUGACAAACCUUGUUUUUGUGUGUGUGCGCGCGUGUGUUCCGUGUCUCCAGUGCAAGAAGAAACACACCCUGGUGUGUCCGGACUUCUCGGCCUCCGGCUCGUGUCCCCGCGGCUCCUCCUGUAAGCUCCGGCAUCGCCAGCGGGCCGGACGCGGCGCCCUGCCCGGCGCGGCCGGGGACAACCCCGCCAGGAGAGCCCGCGUCAGGGACACGCCUCACAGGCCCAGCCUCUCCAUCCUCAUCCCCCCGGGACCAGGCGCCCAGGCAGACCCAGGGCCAGCCCCCCCUGCGGGUCCUCACGCGCUCCCCUCCUUCAUCUCCCUGUCCAGCACCCCCGAAGAGGCCGACGCCCCCGCCACGCCCCCCGCCGGGGGCGCCGGGGCGACGGAGAGGAAGCUGCAGAUCAAGCCUCGCCUGUAGGAGCACUCUCUUCCCGGAUCUUCUAGUGGGUUCCGAAGGAGAUCAGGACGAAGAGCGGGAGAGAUCGUCUCGAUGCCUGGUGGAUGGUCUCUCCCUCUCUGUCGGUCUCUCCCUCUUCCGGCUUUCUCAGAUAUCACUCUUUCUCUCUUUCUCUCGCUCUCUCUUUCUCUAUUUCUCUCGCUCUCUCUUUUUCUCCGGCUUUGCAAAUUGCUUCAGGUCUGUCCCUUCAACUUUGUUUUAUAAUGAUGUUUACAGGACCAGCAAGUCAGCUUUUUAUAGGAUUCGAAUGCCGUUUGUUUUGUAAAUUCAAGGUUAAUAAAUGUUUUUAAUUAGUUGUUCA
Messenger RNA from Osmerus eperlanus (European smelt), 2298 nucleotides. It is a transcript of the gene zc3h3, whose product is annotated as zinc finger CCCH-type containing 3. Gene Ontology annotation, molecular function: metal ion binding. The transcript has 6 exons. The record is from RefSeq and is a predicted model, not a curated record. The coding region runs from base 81 to 1958 and encodes 625 amino acids. Gene Ontology annotation, cellular component: nucleus. Lineage: Eukaryota; Metazoa; Chordata; Actinopteri; Osmeriformes; Osmeridae.